Messenger RNA from Trichomonas vaginalis G3, 2187 nucleotides. RefSeq lists its product as uncharacterized. NCBI's taxonomy places the organism in Eukaryota, Parabasalia, Trichomonadida, Trichomonadidae. The coding region runs from base 1 to 2187 and encodes 728 amino acids. The transcript has a single exon. The record is from RefSeq and is a predicted model, not a curated record.
AUGAAGAACUGUGUUGAUUAUCAAAAAGAAGUAUUACGUCAGCAGGCAGCAUCUGUGCUUGUUAACAAGCAUAUUGACGAGAAUCAGGAAGAAUUAAUUUUGCUUCUUAAAAAAACAAUUGUAAGUAAGCAUUAUUACGUUCAACGGAUCUUCAUUGCCGAAACAUUUGAUGUCAACUCAGAAGAUUCACUUAAUAGUAUACUUAAAUCAGAUAUUUUUCUUUCAAAUCAAAAAGAAAUUUUCGAUAAUUUUGCAGCAAUCGAUUUACCGUCAGAUUUCUCGAAAGGCCCAAUGAAAGCAUUCCUAAAUACAUUUCUUGAAAGUCUUGAAAACUUCCUUCCAGCUUUUUACAAAUUAAACCCAAGCAAGUUCCCUCCUGGACGUUUUCUUGCUAGUCCAUGCGAGUUCCUCGUUAGGUGCGUGUUUCCAACAUUAUUUGGAUACUGCUGGGCGUUGGAACCUGCAAAUGCUUACGCAGAAAACUUAGUCAAAUGGUUUGGUGAAAUCUAUUCAACAAAACCCGAUUUUAUUCAAAAAUUCAGGAAUGACUGGAUGUUUAAUGCCAUGAGAGGCUUCUACACUUCAUUAGAUUUUAAUAAUUUCAUCGAUCAAGCAAUUCUUCCUGUUUUCAACGAUUAUAUUCAACAGCCAAUACUUUAUCAAAGAAAUCAUACGUAUUUAGUUGCCAAAGCAAUUCAAAUUGUUGAAAAUAUUCACAAAUAUUAUUAUGAACUUCCUUCAGUAUUAAAUACAUUAUUCAAAUUAUUACACGACAAAUUAGAAUCACUUUGUGAAUCUAAUGGAAAAGAUUUUAAGUCAGAAUAUGAACAAAUGGUUCAAUAUUUAUUUUUUGAUGCAAUUAUACAGCAAUAUUUCAAAUUCCCUCUAUUGUAUAUUGUUCGUCGCCUUGUUCCACUCUCAGAUGUUGCGUAUUUUUACGAAAUUUGGAACGUUUUCCAAAUAAAAUUCGGAAAUUUGGAAAAUAUUGAUCCAGAGUUUGUCAAGCAGAUCAAUUCUGAUCCCAAUUUCGCCGAUUUCGAUCCGAUGUCCGUAAUUACUGAUAUUUCUUCUUAUUCUGCUUCAGGAUCUCUUCCAUCUCUUCAAGAAUUCUGCAACAUAGUCCAGUGUGCUCAUCAGCCACUUCUUAUGACUACACACAGCCUCGCAUUACUAUUCCGAUUCGUUGCUUCUCUUCAACAUAUGGCCAUGCUUCCGAAAUCAAUCGAUCGCUCCAUUGAUUUAGUGUUCCAGCAAGCACUUGCCGACAAACUUGAAGAUUAUAAUGACCAUUUCUUUUGGUUCCCAUGUUAUUCUUUGAAGUAUAUGAAUAUCGCGUCAACAGCCUUCGAAAAAACAAUGUCACUUAGUCCAAUAUAUCGUAUUCUAUCCAACAGAGACCUUAGACUUCCUUAUGGCCAGCAAAGCUUCUUUGAAGCCUUCAAAACUGCAGAAAAUACGACAGUUUCGGCUUCCCAUCCACAAUUAUCCACUGAAAUCCACUGGUUACUGUUCUCACAAGGAGACACAAUGAAUGAAAUCCCACAGAAGCUUAAUGAAGAGAUUAAAAAGAGAUGGCUCGAAAUUGAAAACCAUAGGAAGAGAGUCAACAGACUUUCGACAAUGAUAUUCACUCUAGAUGCUGUAAACCAUGCAAUGCCAUCAGAAAACCCAAUGAUGUCGAUUGGAAUAUUAUUAUUUGAAAAAUUCCAAAAGACAUAUGACAUAAUGCCUCGAUCAUUCAUCACAUCUGCUAUUGAAAAGAUCCAAGAGAUGUGCGGCCCUUCAUACGAAGCUUUCGGAAAGUAUGUUGCAACUGGAUUAGUAAUGAGCUUAUCACCAAACGUAAAAAGUGAACCAUUUCUCGGAGCGAGGUAUCCAAAGCAAUAUGCUGAAGGAGAAAUCGGAAAUCUUCAGAAAUUGAUUAGACCUCAGAUUAUUACAUCAUCGCUUAUCCCAGAUGCCAUAAGACUUGCUCAAGACUGCAUUUCUGUGCUUAAAUACGCAAGCGUUAACCACAUUGAUAAUUCACUUGUUCGUUGCUUUGCACCACCAAUUAUUUCCAAUCCUGGCAUGAUGGCGCAAAAUUUGAACAAUUGUUUAUCAUUCUUCCCUCAAAAUUUGCUUGAAUGCGUCUUCACAAAAGAAGAAUAUGGAUCUCUUUAUGCAUUUUUUGCUUCUGUAACAUGA